Messenger RNA from Eucalyptus grandis, 1652 nucleotides. Its product is annotated as anthocyanidin 3-O-glucosyltransferase 2. The record is from RefSeq and is a predicted model, not a curated record. The transcript has a single exon. NCBI's taxonomy places the organism in Eukaryota, Viridiplantae, Streptophyta, Magnoliopsida, Myrtales, Myrtaceae. Bases 115 to 1554 code for a protein of 479 amino acids. Gene Ontology annotation, molecular function: UDP-glycosyltransferase activity.
CCUCCUCUCAACGCAACUUAAAUAAUAAUCAACAUAAGAAGCCUCGAGCCUUAUCACCGUUUUCUUAAAACACGAAACUUCGACACACUCCCAGGGAAAAAAUCAGCUUAGCCAAUGACCCAUGCCGAGCUCAUUUUCAUCCCAUCGCCUGGCAUGGGCCAUCUCGUAUCGAUGGUCGAGAUGGCCAAGCUUCUUGUUGACCGCGACCCACGCCUCUCUAUCACUGUCGUCAUCAUGAAGCUUCUGUUCGACUCCGAUGCCGAUUCAUACACGACCUCGCUUGCCACCACCGGGGCUGCUGCCAGAAUCCGCUUUGUUCAUCUCCCACGUGGGAACACCAACACCUUGAUCUCUUCGGGCAAUUUCCGCACCCACUUCAUCGAAAGCAACAAGCCCCACAUCAAGCAGGUUGUUGCCGAGCUCGCUGACUCGGCCAGCUCUACCAGACAACUUGCGGGGUUCGUUCUUGACAUGUUCUGCACCACCAUGAUUGACCUGGCAGACGAGUUCGGAGUACCGUCCUAUAUCUUCUUCACAUCGAGUGCCGCUUGCCUCGGCAUGAUGCUGCACCUCCAAUCGCUCCAAGAUGAGCACCACAUGGACAUAACUGAAUUCAACGAUGCAGCCGGGGAACUGGACUUCCCAAGUUUCACCAACCCUUUGCCGGCCAAGGUCUUACCCUCCGUGGUUCUUAUGAAGGAGGCGGUCCGACCGUUCCUGGAGCACACCAGGAGGAUGAGAGCGACCAAGGGCAUUGUUGUAAACACGUUCGAGGAGCUUGAACCGCAUGCAAUAAGGUCCUUGGCGGGCCUAGGGGCGCCCGUGGUUUAUCCGGUGGGGCCAAUACUAAAUCUGAAGGGUGAGACCAAAAUGAAGGCGAACAGUGGAGCGGAUGACAUCAUGGAGUGGCUCAACGGGCAAUUGCCUUCAUCGGUAGUUUUCUUAUGCUUCGGGAGCAUGGGAAGCUUCGGUGAGGACCAGGUGAAGGAGAUGGCUUCCGCACUGGAGCGGAGUGGGCACCGCUUCCUGUGGUCCCUACGGCGGCCGCCGCCGAAGGGCAAGGUUGAAAUCCCCCAUGACUACAUGGACCCCGCGGAGGUUUUGCCCAAGGGUUUCCUAGAUCGAACGGCUGGCAUUGGGAAAGUGAUUGGGUGGGCCCCACAAGUUGCGGUCCUAGCCCACCCAGCAAUUGGGGGGUUCGUGUCACACUGCGGAUGGAACUCCACCUUGGAGAGCAUAUGGUUCGGGGUGACAAUGGCCACAUGGCCCCUGUACGCGGAGCAACAGCUCAACGCGUUCGAGCUAGUGGUGGAACUGCGCCUUGCGACAGAGAUCAGGAUGGACUAUAGGAGGGAUUUCAAGAUGGAGACCAAUGUGGUGAUGGCGGACGAAAUAGAGGGCGCAAUAAAGAAGUUAAUGGAGGAGGUCAACGGUGAGAGGAAGAGGAAGGUGGAGGAGGUGAGUGAGAAGAGUAGGAACGCGUUAGUUGAGGAUGGCUCUUCUUACUUGUCUUUGAGCCGUUUUAUUGAGGACAUAUUGAAUAAUAUGCCUUGACUCGUUUGCUUUCCUGUCAUUUUCGCAAUUUAUGAUGUUUCUCGGUCCAUUUGUUCAAAAAUGGUGAUCCUCUCUCAAUCACGAUUCAUAAUAUGCAU